GUCAGCGCCCAGCAUCAAUUCAACAGCCAUGGCCGAGGUGGGCAAUAAAUUCCGCGACAUCCAGCGCUAUCUGUCCGAUGGCCGCUUCCCUCCUACAUUCUGCCCAGCCAAGAAGAAGAACCUGAAGCGCUAUGCGCAGAAGUUCCUGCUGGAAGGUGGCUGUUUAUACUAUGUGGGGCCAAAGAAGGACGAGAAGAGAGAAGUGGUGGUGGAUCGGGAGAGGCGACGGCAAAUCUUCCUGGAAUGUCACUUUUCUGACGUCGGCUGUCACUUGGGCCAAAAGAAGACAGUACACAGGAUCCAAACCCGAUAUUAUUGGUUGGGGAUAGUAAAGGAUGUUGUAGAUUGGAUUAAAAUGUGUGAUACCUGCCAGCAUGCAGAACACUACAAGAACGUCUCUCGCAAAUUUCAACCAUUGAAAGUGACGAGACCAUGGGAAAUUCUUGGCCUUGAGCUCACAGGUCCUUUCCCAGAGACGGUCCGCGGGAAUACCUACAUACUGAUAGUCACAGACUAUUUUACAAAGUGGGUUGAAGCAAUUCCAAUACAGAACAGAGAUGCAUUGUCUGUAGCUGGGGGCUUGGCUGCUACCUUUUACAGGUUUGGGGCUUCAAAAGAGACAUUCUCCAAGGAAAGCAGGAUAUUUUGUGAUGAGGUGAACAAAAACCUGCGUGAACAUUGGAAUAUUCACGACAAAGUGACUUCUGCUGAGCACCCGCAGUACACAGGCCUCGAUGACAGAACCGGUGAAGUACUGAAGACAGCCAUUAGGAACACAGUGAACUCCAAGCUGAAGGACUGGGACAUCUGCUUAGACCCAAUCCUCUUUGAAUUUCGGACGUCGGUAAAUUCAAGUACCAAGUUCACACCUUUUUUCCUGCUGUACAACCGAGAAGCACGAUUAUCGUCCAAGGGAGAGUUUGAAAUUGCACAUGAAUACAGACUGCAAGAUAACUGUGCCAUCAAAGCGGAAAGUAUCGACAAGUUCGCAAGUUCCAUGGCUGAGCAACAACACACAGUUAAAGAAAUGGUACUUGCCAACCUGGCUGCAGCUCAGAAGUGUGAGAAGAAGCAUGCCAAGAUGAAAGCUAGGAAGGAGAUCCAUUUUACCAUGGGAGGUGAACCAUUUCCUGGAAACACCAAAAAACUGAAGAAAAGUCACUUUCUUUCUUCUCAGAUUGAAACAACUUUGUCCUCUGAGCACACUGUGGGUGGUGGAAUGGUGUGAAGCUGCUUUUCAAUAUCAUAUAAAUUAUUUAUGGGAUUGAGGAGAAUUUUUUCCAGAGAUGUCAUCCUAAGAAAUGGAUUGAAAAUGGCAAUGCAAAGCCCUAUCUUUGGGUCAAGGAGCCAGCACCAAGAUAAGUACCUGGGAGCAGGUGUCCGACAGUCUCAACACCCGGGGGCGGGUGUCCAACAGUCUCAACACCCGGGGGCGGGUGUCCAACAGUCUCAACACCCGGGGGCGGGUGUCCAACAGUCUCAACACCCGGGGACGGGUGUCCGACAGUCUCAACACCCGGGGACGGGUGUCCGACAGUCUCCACACCCGGGGACGGGUGUCCGACACUGAGCUCAAGACCCGGGGACAGGUGUCCGACACUCAGCACCUGAGGAAAGGUGUCUGACACUGAGCUCAAGGCCAGAACGAGACAUUAUGUAUCCGGUAUCUGCACUCUGACCUGCUCGCCGUAAAUUUUUUAUCUUUAAACUGUUCAGAAUCAGAAUUAAUUUUACACCAACAGUAUUAUCUGUUCAGUCUCUUGUAUAUUUGUGGAAUGCUUUUACCUUGUAAAUAUCUGAAAUCUGCUGGAAUUCCUCACGCACACUUUUGAUUUUAUAAAACGUGAUUUUGUAAAUUUGAAGAAUUGAAAUAUUUGAUU
Messenger RNA from Hypanus sabinus (Atlantic stingray), 1880 nucleotides. RefSeq lists its product as uncharacterized. NCBI's taxonomy places the organism in Eukaryota, Metazoa, Chordata, Chondrichthyes, Myliobatiformes, Dasyatidae. Gene Ontology annotation, molecular function: nucleic acid binding. Gene Ontology annotation, biological process: DNA integration. The record is from RefSeq and is a predicted model, not a curated record. The transcript is spliced from 8 exons. Bases 29 to 1228 code for a protein of 399 amino acids.